Messenger RNA from Malania oleifera, 1212 nucleotides. RefSeq lists its product as uncharacterized. The record is from RefSeq and is a predicted model, not a curated record. Lineage: Eukaryota; Viridiplantae; Streptophyta; Magnoliopsida; Santalales; Ximeniaceae. The transcript is spliced from 2 exons. The coding region runs from base 500 to 1192 and encodes 230 amino acids.
AUGACUCUUCUUUUGAUGACACUGACUUGCACAAAUUAGGGUUUUUGAUUUCAGACCCUAAUUCGGUGCUAGGGCAACUUUGCAAAUGCUUUCUCCGGAUCCAAAGAAAGUGGGCCAUCCAUGAAAAUCCCAAAUUCCCCAAACAACCCUCCCUGUUUUCCCUCCUAAUCUGACAAUGGAGGAGGCGGAGCCCACCACACUGCUAGGGUUUGAAAUUCUGCAGUCAAUCUUCCAAUCUUCUCUCCAUUUUAUGCAGAAAGCAAUCCUAUGAGCAACUCACACAACGGCUACCUUGGGACCACUGCCGUCCCUCCUUUUGUCCUCACUCACUGCAGUACUCAAUCAUGUCUCUUCUUUUCUUUUCUAUUUUCUGGGAAAAUUGCACUCCAUUUUCUUUCCCAUUUCCUUUGCAUCUCUCACAAGGGCAUUUUAUACUCUCCCUCAAGGACCCUUUACUGAAAAUUGGGUUUGUUUUCUGUUUGCCAUUUUGGGGCUAGAAAUGGUGAAGAGGCUGUGGUGCUGCGAGUGGAUUGUUCUCUGUAGUUUGCUGCUUGUUGGGGUUGGGGUUGUCUUCUCCAAGGAGCAUGGGAAUCCUGCAAAUGACCUUGUUAGCAUAAUAAAUGAGAAUAGAACUGCACAAAAGCUUCCAAAAUUAAACAACAGUCCGGGUCUCGGGUGCAUGGCAUUGCAGUAUGUAGAUGAAUGCAAGGAGAACUGCACUAGCAGCAACAAUACCGUACACUGUGAACCAUCAGAAGAUGAUUUUACUGAAGUUUUUGCUCCCAAUUGUGGCGUGGAGCUGCCUACUGUUAGUUCUGUAUCUGGCCACAUUGUAGGGUGUCAAUCCAAGUACCUUGAGCCAUCAUUAGCAUUUUCACAAGCUCUUGUUCGAGACAAGAAAACUCUCUCCCUUUUGAGCAAUAAAACACAUACUGAGGUAGGAGUAGGCUUGAUUGGAGGGCACAAAGGGACUUUCCUUUGGUGUGUUUUAUUCAGUAGUGGGCAGGCAAAUUCUACAUUUGUUCUUGAAGAUCUUGGUCUGGGGAUCAAGCAAAAGAAAGGGUGCUUCAGUGGAUCCAGUACUCCAUGCAGUGGGGGACAGAAGAAAACCAAUUUGUACUUAAUAAAUACAUUCACCAUAGGUUUCUUAUGUCUGCAUCUUUUGCAACUAUUGUACUUCAAUUGGCCAUGACAAUUAUAAGCACUUUCUCA